Molecule: messenger RNA, 3458 nt
Organism: Juglans regia (Persian walnut)
Lineage: Eukaryota; Viridiplantae; Streptophyta; Magnoliopsida; Fagales; Juglandaceae
Product: DExH-box ATP-dependent RNA helicase DExH18, mitochondrial-like
Exons: 3
Coding region: 163-2589 (808 amino acids)
Biological process (GO): RNA catabolic process; mitochondrial RNA 3'-end processing
Cellular component (GO): mitochondrial degradosome
Molecular function (GO): RNA helicase activity; hydrolase activity, acting on acid anhydrides; ATP binding
Source: RefSeq, a predicted model, not a curated record
UUAAGCUACUCGAGCCCGAGUCUCAAAUUCCAUCGAGCUUCCAAACUCAAGUACUUAGCGCUUCCUUUCGCCUCUUUCCCCCUUCAGGUACGCUUAUAUGGUUUUAGCUUCUUGUAGUUAUACUUGGAUUUUCCGAUUAGUUCUGUAUGUGAUCGUUAAACAAUGUCCCAGUUUCGGAUUUGUAAACCUAUGAAAUAUGCUUCUAGGGUUAGGAUUUUGUCAUCGAACCGAUAUUUCACUUCUUUUGGACAAUGUGACCCUUUGGUUUCCCGGAGUUACCAGUUUAGUCCUACUUCUGAUGUCCCAAACCGUCCAUUUUCGACCGGUCUGAUUAACCUAGUUCGUUGUAAAUUAUUUUCACAAAGCCCAAAAUUUACCUGCGGUAAAGCCCUUUAUGUGAAACCAUUCUCUUCCGCACACAACGACGAUGAGAAGGAUGAUAAUGGUGUAUGCGACACUACGAUAGUAGAGUCAGAAUGUGAGUUUGACGCGGAUGUUGGGAAAAGUGUUGAAUUGGCUGAUGAUGGGGACGCUGUAAAUGGGAAUGUUGUUAGUUAUUCUUUGGGGGUCGAAUUGCAAAAUGGAAGUAAUGAUGUGGGUUUGGAUACAAGCGGUGGUUAUGUGCAUGUUGCAUCCCGUGAUCCUGUUGAAUUAUAUCAUGAGCUGAGAAAUGCUGAGAAGCGUGCAAAGCAGACCCGGCCUGAUUGGGAGACGAUGCAGGAAGUAUUCAGUUACUUUGGAAAAUCUGGUUGGGCUUCCAAUCAGGCUCUCGCAAUUUACAUUGGUUUGUCGUUCUUUCCUACUGCUGCGCAGAAGUUUCGGAAGUUUUUCUUUGAGAAAUCUUCUACUGGUAUUUUUCAGUACGUGGUGACGCUCGGUCCAUCUGAUGCUGCUGUCAAGUUCCUAUUUCCUAUUUUUGUGGGGUAUUGUUUGGAGGAGUUUCCUGAUGAGAUUAAGCGGUUCCGGGGUAUGGUUGAGUCAGCUGACCUCACAAAGCCCCACACUUGGUUCCCAUUUGCACGGGCCAUGAAACGGAAGAUAAUAUAUCACUGUGGGCCGACCAAUAGUGGUAAAACUUACAAUGCUCUUCAACGGUUUAUGGAAGCGAAGAAGGGUAUCUAUUGUAGUCCUCUCAGGUUAUUGGCUAUGGAAGUCUUUGACAAGGUUAAUGCACUUGGGAUUUACUGUAGUCUACAGACAGGGCAAGAAAAGAAGUAUGUCCCCUUUUCAAACCAUAUUGCUUGUACCGUGGAAAUGGUUUCUACAGAUGACUUGUAUGAUGUAGCUGUUAUUGAUGAAAUUCAGAUGAUGUCAGAUCGAUAUAGAGGUUAUGGAUGGACACGGGCAUUACUUGGAUUGAAGGCCGAUGAGAUACAUUUAUGUGGGGAUCCGAGUGUUUUGAGUAUUGUUCGAAAGAUUUGUGCAGGUACUGGGGAUGAGUUGCAUGAACAUCAUUAUGAGAGGUUUAAGCCAUUGGUGGUUGAAGCCAAGACCCUGUUGGGAGAUCUUAAAAAUGUACGUUCUGGGGAUUGUGUGGUUGCUUUUUCAAGGAGAGAGAUAUUCGAGGUCAAAAUGGCAAUUGAGAAACACACCAAUCACCGCUGCUGUGUGAUUUAUGGUGCCUUGCCACCAGAAACUCGUAGACAUCAAGCUAAUCUAUUCAAUGAUCAAGAUAACGAAUUCGAUGUGCUUGUUGCUAGUGAUGCUGUGGGAAUGGGUCUGAACCUUAAUAUUAGAAGAGUUGUCUUUUAUAGCCUCUCAAAAUACAAUGGAGACAAGAUUGUUCCAGUUCCAGCAUCACAGGUGAAACAAAUUGCAGGAAGAGCUGGUCGUAGAGGAAGUCGCUAUCCAGACGGACUCACAACGACCUUGCAGUUAGAAGAUUUAGAUUACUUGAUUGAGUGCUUGAAGCAGCCUUUUGAAGAAGUAAAGAAAGUUGGUCUCUUUCCUUUCUUUGAGCAGGUUGAGCUAUUCGCUGGGCAACUCCCCAAUGUUACAUUCUGUCAGCUACUAGAGAAAUUUGGUGAAAAUUGCCGUUUGGACGGAUCAUACUUUUUGUGUCGACAUGAUCAUAUAAAGAAGGUUGCAAAUAUGCUGGAGAAGAAGGUGCAGGGAUUAUCUCUGGAAGAUCGUUUUAAUUUCUCUUUCGCCCCAGUUAAUAUUAGGGACCCAAAAGCAAUGUAUCAUCUCCUGAGGUUUGCUUCAGCAUACAGUCAGAAUGUUCCUGUCAAUAUCGCAAUGGGCAUGCCAAAGGGUUCUGCUCGAAAUGAUGCAGAGCUAUUGGAUCUCGAGACUAAGCAUCAAGUGUUGUCUAUGUAUUUGUGGUUGUCGCACCACUUUAAGAAGGAAACUUUUCCAUAUGUGAAGAAGGCUGAGACAAUGGCAACGGACAUUGCUGACUUGUUGGGUCAGUCUCUAAUCAAAGCCAACUGGAAACCGGAAUCAAGACAGGCAGGGAAACCAAAGCCUCAACAAAAGGAUGCCUCUCAACCAGGUUAUGAGAGGCCAAGGUCACUUAUCAAAUUAUAUGAGAAGAAAAAGCAUGAAAAGUCUUUACCAAGUAAGAAUACAGAGAGGGCUGCUGCAUAAUGAAAUUGCAGCCACAACACACCUGACGUGUGGACCGGAUUCACUAAACGCACUGGACCGGGUUCACUUACAUGCACGCUCGCAGGCUCUCAGCCCUCACACGUAGAUGAAAUUGUCUCUCCUCUCAGCCCUAAUUCUUGUUCGAGAGUCUUCUCAUUUCGCACCUGCUCUGUUGUCUUCGAUCUCAGUGCAAUCAAGCCAAGCAACAAACCACCGAUCAGAGCCCUCCACACCACGAUGCGAGCCCUCACGAGCAGAUCAGUCCCCAAGCACCCUCGGUCCCUAAGUCAUUCGACGGGAAGUCUCAGUCCCUCAGUCCACCGACGCAUCGCCACCCUUAGUCCACCGACACGAAGCCCUCAGAUCUACGGGAGGGUAAAUAAUCUGUGAUUCUAGGGUUUGGGCAUACAUGAGAUUUUUUUUAUCUUUUUUUUUCUCUGGUUGGGCAUAAAUAAUCUGUGAUUCUAGGGUUUGGGCAUAUGUAUUUGGUAGAUACUAAUGGUGCGGGGCUGUAGAUGUUUCCGAUGUUGCCUCUGAUGGCAUACAUUUCUCUUUUUUCUCUGUGUCAUGCUAGAGCGAUUUCUGCUUCGAUUUUGACUUCAGUUCUCACCCCCGAAGCCCCUAACUCCUUUGCACUGCGAGCAUAUUUCUAAGUUAUACCAUUCAAGCACAGCACAUCACCACAUUGUUUAAUUUCAUUUAGUUGUUUAUAUUGCUCUAUUGUUGCUGAGAAACAAUAGGAAAGGGUAAAUAUAGUAUUCUAUUUCUACUAUGUUAGUUUUUAUCUUGGAGCUUUUUUUAAAAAAAAAUCAGAAAAUGAUCUUAACUUGUCUGAUUCUACAUCUUUUUUUUUUCCUAGUAGAAAUUAU